Molecule: messenger RNA, 1629 nt
Organism: Sapajus apella (tufted capuchin)
Lineage: Eukaryota; Metazoa; Chordata; Mammalia; Primates; Cebidae
Gene: CDK2AP1
Product: cyclin dependent kinase 2 associated protein 1
Exons: 4
Coding region: 532-879 (115 amino acids)
Cellular component (GO): nucleus; cytoplasm
Source: RefSeq, a predicted model, not a curated record
GCCCCCACCGUCAAGGGGAAGAAAGUGCUCCUCGGAUCCCCGCUCGCCCUGGCCUCCCGCAGCCGCUGCGGGGGCGGCCGCCAGCGGACCCCCGGGGCGCCCGGCGCGGAGCAGUCGCCCGGACGCGCGCGGGCCUCGGGCGCCGCCGGGACCCCAGCCCCCCAAACUUUGGCAAGUUGCGGGCGCUGAGCGCACCCGGAGGCGCGGGGCGCGGCCGCGGGCGGAGCCGCCCCCUGACGCCGGGCCGCCCCCUCCCGGCCCCGGCCGCCCCGCCGGCUCCGCGGAAAGUUUGCGGCCGCCCCUGCGCCGCGCCCGGGGCCUGGGUGAGACUGCGGCGGCGGCAGGGCGCGGACGGCCAUAUUUGCCGGCGCGGCCCGAGCCGCCGACAACAAAAAGUGCGCGGGCGCUCGGCGAGCGCUCGGACCGGCGCGGGGCCGCCGGGGCCGCCGCGCCGCCGCCCGGCCUCGCCACCUCCGCCGCUGCCCUCGCGGCCUGGUCUCGCCGCGCCCGGCGCGCCCGCCGCCCGGGGUGAUGUCUUACAAACCGAACUUGGCCGCGCACAUGCCCGCCGCCGCCCUCAACGCCGCUGGGAGUGUCCACUCGCCUUCCACCAGCAUGGCGACGUCUUCACAAUACCGCCAACUGCUCAGUGACUACGGGCCACCGUCCCUAGGCUACACCCAGGGAACUGGAAAUAGCCAGGUGCCCCAAAGCAAAUACGCGGAGCUGCUGGCCAUCAUUGAAGAGCUGGGGAAGGAAAUCAGACCCACAUACGCGGGCAGCAAGAGCGCCAUGGAGAGGCUGAAGCGUGGCAUCAUUCAUGCUAGAGGACUGGUUCGGGAGUGCUUGGCAGAAACGGAACGGAAUGCCAGAUCCUAGCUUCCUUGUUGGUUUUGAAGGAUUUCCAUCUUUUUACAGGAUGAGAAGUUACAGUUCAUCUCCCCUGUUCAGAUGAAACCCUUGUUUUCAAAAUGGUUACAGUUCAGUUUUUUGGCUCUGAACCUACAGUCUCAAAGAUUGAGAAAAGAUUUUGCCGUUAAUUAGGAUUUGCAAUUUAAGUAGUUAGGAACUGCCCAGGUUUUUUUGGUUUGUUUUUUGUUUUAUGCAUUGAUUUAAAAGAUGCUCCUAAAGUUAUCUUACAGCAAACUAGUUUGCCUCCAAGACACCAUUGUCUCCCUUUAAUCUUCUCUUUUGAAUACAUUUGUAACUCACAGUGUUCUUUGUUCCUUUUCAUAAGCUAACACCACUCUAGGGAUUUUGUUUUUAAUGCAUAUUGACAGCACGCUUUACUUAGUAGCUGGUUCCCAUUUGCCAUACAGUGUAGAUUCUGCUGAAUGUAACUUCUUUUUUGCUUAAGCAUUUGCAUGACUAUUAGUGCUUCAAAGUCAGUUUUUAAAAAUGCACAAGUUCUAAAUACAGAAGAAAGAGCAACCCACCAAACCCAACAAGGACCCCUGAACAUUUUCAUACUAAGACUGUAAGUAGAUCUCAGUUCCUCGUUUAUUGUAAGUUGAUCAAAACAUCUGGAAGAAAAUGACUAAAACUGUUUGCAUCUUUGUAUGUAUUUAUUACUUGAUGUAAUAAAGCUUAUUUUCAUUAACAAUUUGUAUUAAAAUGUGAGUUCCUGCA